Hyla sarda is the source of this 2725-nucleotide messenger RNA. Its product is annotated as protein mono-ADP-ribosyltransferase PARP15-like. Lineage: Eukaryota; Metazoa; Chordata; Amphibia; Anura; Hylidae. Gene Ontology annotation, biological process: negative regulation of gene expression. Gene Ontology annotation, molecular function: NAD+ poly-ADP-ribosyltransferase activity; transcription corepressor activity. The coding region runs from base 174 to 1889 and encodes 571 amino acids. The transcript has 13 exons. The record is from RefSeq and is a predicted model, not a curated record. Gene Ontology annotation, cellular component: nucleus; cytoplasm.
AAAGAGUCCUGAUGAUCUGCUUUCAGUUUGCGUGAGUUUUGUGAGACUCCAUCUCCAGCAUAUGUUUCGAAUCUAAAGAACAACACCCAGUUGUGACUUGUUGCUUAAAUUCUCAAGGUAUUUUUUUUAAAUUAGCAACCUACACCUGUGUAAUAUCGGGUAAAGCUGCCAUCAUGAGUGAUGUAGUGGUGUGUGAAACAUCUGUGAAGCUGAAAAAGGGGGACAUCACUGCUGAAAGUACAGACGCCAUAAUAAACUUAAACAAUGCUAAACUGGACUGCAACAAUGGUCUAUCUAAAGCUAUCUUAGACGCAGCAGGCCCUGAAGUUAAAGAAGAAUGUAAAGCUUUAGCUAAACUCCCCAACGAUGGCUCAGUUGUGACCUCAGCCGGAAAUCUGAAGUGCAGAAAAAUAAUUCAUCUGAUUGACAUUCGACCACACAACAUUGUUGACGCCGUAAAGAAAGCACUUAAAGCCUGUGAUAAGAACAACAUGGCGACUAUUAGUCUCCCAGCAAUGGGAACAGGUACACAGAAAAUGAAAGCCGAAAGUUCUAUAAGACUGAUCAUUAAAGGUAUAGAGGACUACCUGAGCGAUCCUUCUGUGAUGACCGUCAUUUCUGAGAUCAUCAUUGUUGUCUUCGAACAAGAUGUUUAUAAAAAAUAUCAAUGUUUUUUCCAGAAUUACAAGACAAAUUACCCUCAUUUCUGGGCUUUUGGAAAGAUAAUAGAACUAGUCAAAGGUGACAUCACUCAUCAGGCAGUGGACUGUAUUGUGAACUUAACCUUUUCAUCACUGAAUCGGACUAGUGGUGUUUCAGGGGCAAUUCUAAGUGCUGCAGGGGACACUGUUAAGGAGGAAUGCAAAAAAAUUGGUUCUAUUCAACCAGAUGGAGUUGCAAUCACAAGUGGUGGAGAACUUGAAAGCAAACGUAUUAUGCACAUUAUUGGACCAACCAGGGUGCCUGAUUAUGAACCUUCAAUCGACAGAAUUCUGCUUGAAUGCCAUAAGAAUGGGUUCACAAGUUUGGCACUUCCAGCCAUUGGGACAGGCGCUGCCGGAGUAAAUGUAGAAGAAUCUAUCAAGGCGAUUCUGAAAAGCAUUCUCAACUACUUAUCCGAUACCUUAAUCCCUUCGCUUGAGACAAUCUUCAUAAUUGUUUUUGAGGAAAAUAUUUACAAGAAAUAUCUGAAGGUUUUUCAAGCAAAAAGCACAGAAUUACAGGCACUGCAAAGGGAAGAAAGGAUAGUGACAGCAACAUUUCAUGGAGCAAUAUUUACCUAUCCAGUGACAUGGACUGAUAUUGGGAGAAGUGAAUUUCAGGAAAUUGUACUUACAAAAACUUCCCAAGAAUACAAAGACGUGAAAGAUAAAUUCUUUAAAACGACAUCAGCGAGUACAUAUAAAGUUACAGAGAUCAAACGUAUACAAAAUGUAACAAUGUGGCAGAGUUUCACCAUUAACAAGCAAGCUGUGAACAGAAAAAACCCCGGCCAGAAAAAUGUAAGGCACCUGUACCACGGCACACACACUGAUGCCAUUGUCAACAUCAACCGUGAUGGGUUCAAUAGAGUCUACUGUGGUAAAAAUGCUACAGCAUAUGGAAAUGGAACGUACUUCGCUGUCGAGUCAUCAUACUCUUGUAUUGACGCAUAUUCCCGUCCUGAUCCUAAUGGAAAUAAAUACAUCUACCAAGCUGCAGUGCUAACCGGACGAUAUUGUGCGGGACGGUCCUCCUACAAGGAAGCUCCAUGUAUCGAUGGUGACCACAGUAAAGGCCGCUAUGAUUCAGUAGUGGAUAAUGUUGACACACCCAAAAUGUUUGUUGUUUUUCACGACGACGUUGCCUACCCUGAAUAUCUGAUCACUUUAAAGAAAAGAUCAGAAUAGGUUAUUGAGAAUACUAUAUUCUGGAGAAUUUUUUUCUUAAAGGGGAAUGCCAGGAAUUGUUUUUUAUUUGACUAUGCUACAGGGGCUGUAAAGUUAGUGUAGUUCAUAUUAUAGUGUCUGUACCUGUGUGUGACGGUUUUCUCACAAUUCUUCUGCAAUUUUCACCCCAAUAUUUAUUUUACCAGCAUACAAAAUGUACAAAAUGACUGUUGUCUCAGAUAUUUCCCAUGUUGCAGUGCGGCCGAGACCUGACUCACUAGUCAGCUGAUGACGGGAGUCUGUCUGCUUCAAUGGGUGGAGGGAUCGCUUGGUGGGAGAGAGAUCAAUCUGUAACUAAUGCAACAGCUGUAGGCACCCUGAUUGAAAACAACAGGUCUUUUGAAUGUUUGAAUGGAUGCAGCUAAUUUAUGUUUCAAUGGGUGGGGUGGCUGAUGUGUGGGAGGAAGGAAAAUGGAAUUGUGGGAUUUGUAGGCAAAGAAGGAAACUCAAACAGGAAAUACCAGUUCACAAAAAGCUAGCCACAGUGUUAUGGUAAUCUCACAACAUAGCCAUUUAGCCCCAAGACAAGCGCAGGGCACCCGACCAAUCAGGGCACCUGCUGCGGGUGUCACUUCCACAACCCGCUCCGCCCCUCUUCCGGAGGACGUGAGCGGGUGAGGGAAGUGGUCCCCGGCAGCUGGGGACCCCGAUCUCCGGCGUCCCUGUUGGGAUCGGGGCCCCAGGAGCGGCGGCGGCGAGGGACUGACCUGAAGCAGCGGCUUGCAGCAGUAGGAGGUGAGUGAGAGCCUCCUGCUGUUGCUUAGCAACGGCUCCCAGCAUGCAAAAAGGGCAUGCUG